Molecule: messenger RNA, 1345 nt
Organism: Dromiciops gliroides (monito del monte)
Lineage: Eukaryota; Metazoa; Chordata; Mammalia; Microbiotheria; Microbiotheriidae
Gene: SELENOM
Product: selenoprotein M
Exons: 5
Cellular component (GO): endoplasmic reticulum lumen
Molecular function (GO): oxidoreductase activity
Source: RefSeq, a predicted model, not a curated record
GAGGGACUAGGCUGGGGGGCAAGGCUGGAGGGAUUGAGGGGCCCAGGCUGGAUGGCUGCGGUAUAGGCAUGAAGGCCUGGGAUGGAGAGCCGGGACGGGGCGCUGAGAGGGAGAGGUCGAGGCUGCGCAUCGAAUGGAGGGCUCCCCGCUGCGGGCCCCUACCGGACCCGGGGCGCUCAGAAGGGCCAGAUGGCUCGCAGACCGUGUCGCUCCGGCCUGGCCCUGGCCCCUCCCCUCUCCCGGAACUAUGACGUGGCAGUCCCCCUCCCCGCCAAGCCCCCUCCUCCCUUCUCCUCCUCCUCCUCCAUCCUUCCUCCAUCUGCGUCCGUUCCGGCCGGUCGCGCUAAGCCGAGCUCCCGGCUCGGGUCCUGCCCGGACCCCCACCCCACUCCCUGCCCCCUCCCCGACCCCAGUCCCCGGCCCCGGGCCCCCUCAGCCGGUCCCAUGCGUCGCCUCCUGCCUCUUCUUCUCCUCCCGGGACUCUUCGCCGCCUUCCAGCCCGACUGGAACAAGCUUCGUGGCCUGGCCCGGGGCAGAGUGGAGACCUGUGGAGGAUGACAGCUGAAUCGGCUGAAGGAGGUGAAACUCUUCGUCACCCAGGACAUCCCUUACUACCACAACCUGGUGAUGAAAUACCUCCCUGGAGCCGACCCUGAGCUGGUGCUGCUAGGUUACCAGUAUGAAGAGCUUGAGAGAAUCCCCCUCCGUGACAUGACCCGGGAGGAGAUCAACCAGCUCUUGAAGGACCUGGGCUUCUAUCGAAAAUCCAGCCCGGAUGCCCCCGUACCUCCCGAGUACCAGAAUGCCCCUGCUAGGCCCUUGGGAGAAAAGGCGCCCAAUCCAGCGCCCCACGGGGAUGCAAUACCCACUCGCCUGGAGCUCUAGGUCCAGGGACCAUGGCCCCCACCCUAGCUGGCAGCCGUGAAAUGGUGUUGCAUGCCAUGCUCCUUAACUGGAACUGAGGUGCCAGGGCCAUGCCCAUGCCCGUGCCCCUGGAGGGAAGGGCUGGCACACGGCUGGGGCCACACACUUCAACUUGCCUAACAUCCCUAUAGAGCUGGCAGAGCCCCUCAGGGUUGGGUGGGAGGCGGGACAAUGGGCGCCUGCUCCAGUCUGGGAGAAGCGGCGAGUAGGUCAGCACGGGUGGCGUGGGGACCCUGUCCACAGCACCCCACCCCCAUGUCCGGCCACCAGGGACAGGAUGAAGCGCUCAGCUCAAAGGCUUACUCUUGCUGAGGGCAGAUGGAUGCGUCCUUGGGGCCAGGCCAGGGGUAUGUGGAGGCUGGGGCUGAGGUCUUCCCCUUCCCCUUCCCCUUCUGUAGUAAAACCCCCCAUUCCAACCCAC